AUGGCGGCGCCGAAGAAGUCUGCAUUCGAAGACCUCCAGAGCUUCUUCGAAGAGGCCGACGGUGCGUUCGAUAAGAUGGACGUCGAGCGGACGCAAAUGAUCGGCUGCCUCAGGAAGGCGCUCGAGGCAUCUGGCACCGUGAGGCCUGUCCGCGGGAGCCCGUGGGAGGAGCCUGCAGUUUCGAGCUCCUCUGCGUCGGCGACUCUGGAGGUGGAGGUCGGCAGUUCGGAGGUCGGCCGCACCCAGGUCGACCAUGCUGCUCUGGGGCGCGCUGUCGACGAAGUUCUGGGUGACAGGGCAGGCGACGCGGACGAUCAGGUCCUUCCAGAAGGCGCGGCAGGACGCGUCCAGCAGUUCAUGAACGCGGAUCCUGACUUCGCUCGGAUUGCCCUGCUCAUGGCAAUGGACCCGCUCGCCGUGGACUGGAACGAUCCCGCCGUCAUCAACGUCGAGAAGGCGUUGGUCUUGGAGUUCAAGUGCCACAAGAAGUUCAAGGCACGGGGCCCUCCUGGCCCGCUCCAGGGGGGGCCCAAGGAGUGGAGGGGCCAAGCCUGGAGGGCGAAGAGCGGUCGGUGGGGCCCCCGUGGCGGCCGCAGCAUGCGGUUGGCAGAGUUCCAGGCGAAGUUCGGCAAGGAGCGAGGCGCGCAAGCAUUCCUCGAGGACGAGGACCGACGCCGCAGCUUGCGGCUAGAAACCUUCUUUGCGAAGUUCGGCAAGGAGCGAGGCGCCGAGGCCUUCCAGGAGGACGAGGCCGCGCGCUCGAGCAAUUGCAAGGGGAUCGCGCGCAUGAUGGCGGUCGGCCGCCCAAAGCCCCAGCAACCCAUUGUGGCGUCGCCGACGUUCGUGCCUCCAGCUUACAAGGCCAGGCCGACGCCCAAGAUGAUGCCGCCAACCGCCCUGCCGAUCGCGCGCACCGCGGACGCAGGAAAGGGCUCGGGCGAGCGGGCUGCCAAGGGCGAGAACAAGCGCGCCAGGGAGGGCAAGGGCGAUGGCGAGCAAGGCAAGGGCACCUACAAGGACGCGGACAAUGGCAAGGGCAAGGGCGCGGAUCAGGACAAAGGCAAGGGCGCCCGCAAGGACGCGGGCAACGGCAAGGGCGCCCACAAGGACGCGGUCAAGAGCAAGGGCAAGCACGGCGAGGCGCCCAGCGCCUCGGACGCCGUCGCCUGCUCGCGGGCCUAA
Messenger RNA from Prorocentrum cordatum, 1182 nucleotides. The record is from the annotation of a GenBank genome assembly. NCBI's taxonomy places the organism in Eukaryota, Dinophyceae, Prorocentrales, Prorocentraceae.